CCAAACGACAAGACACAUGUCACAGCUCUCAGCUGUUCUUUGCAAUGUCAGAAGGUUUGAAUUACGGGAAACGCGGAAAUGUUUUGCUUCAGUCAAGUAAAUCGUGGUUUGGGGUCUCAGUUUUUGCAAAAUCUAGUCAAAAUUUCCCACAUUCCUGAUGGUGUCGGUACCAUCGCGCGAAGCCGCACCUGGGACUCGAUGCAAGUGUAUUCAAAUUUCGUCCAAUGUACGAGGCGUUCAUUUAUCAGAGAGGCUACUCGGAGUGCUCAACGGCGACAGGCGUUCAGAGGUACCCUUUUGCAGGGCGGCGAGUCUCCGCAUGUUCCGCCGUCAAGGUUGCUGAAGCCAUUCAUUUUCACAGUAGCGUUCGGCACAGGAAGUUUCCUGGCAGUGUCGGUGUGGGAAUAUGAAACAGCCAGAGGAAGGGCGAAAAACGCACUGAAAUCCUUUUCAGGCAUUCCUUGGUUUAAGAGUAGAGUCCAUGACAAACGCAAUAAAGGCCUCCUCCAAAAUGUUCGAGAGUGGUGGAAUACAUUAUCGCCUGGGGAGCGGGUGUUUGUUCCCAUCUGUGCAAUUAAUCUUGCCAUUUUUGGCCUGUGGAAAGUACCCCAGCUUAACAGUUUCAUGAUGCGAUACUUUUGUUCCAAUCCAGCAGCACGUGCUGUUUGCUGGCCAAUGGUACUGUCCACGUUUAGCCACUAUUCGUUCCUACACUUACUGGCAAAUAUGUAUGUACUGCACAGUUUUAUAGGCGCUGCUGUGAAUGCAGUAGGCCGGGAACAAUUUCUAGGGUUAUAUCUUAGUGCAGGAGUGCUUUCUUCUUUUACUAGCUAUGCUUAUAAGGUUCUCACGAAACAGAUGGGUCCAUCGCUAGGAGCGAGUGGAGCUAUUAUGGCUGUGCUAGCUUUAGUCUGUGUUGCAUAUCCUCAUACGGAGCUGAGUAUAUUAUUCCUCCCGCAAUUUACUUUCUCUGCUGGUUCGGCAAUAAAAGCGAUUAUGGCAAUAGACCUUGCUGGUUGCUUAUUCAAAUGGAAGUUUUUCGAUCAUGCUGCACAUUUGGGAGGAGCUCUUUUCGGACUAUUUUGGUGUCAAUACGGUAUAGAGCAUUUGUGGCCAAAACGGGAGCAUUUUCUACGAUAUUGGCACCAGUGGCGAUCGCGCUAGUGUAAAAUAGUAGAAUUUUGUAAAUUAAUGUAUAUUGUAUUUUCGAGCAUAUUGUGAAAAACUUUUGUUAUUUAUUUCUCCUUUUUUUCGAGUUUUGGUCUGUACAAAUAAAACAACAUUCUUU
Messenger RNA from Hermetia illucens (black soldier fly), 1288 nucleotides. It is a transcript of the gene rho-7, whose product is annotated as presenilins-associated rhomboid-like protein, mitochondrial. Gene Ontology annotation, molecular function: serine-type endopeptidase activity. Lineage: Eukaryota; Metazoa; Arthropoda; Insecta; Diptera; Stratiomyidae. Bases 79 to 1164 code for a protein of 361 amino acids. The transcript is spliced from 8 exons. Gene Ontology annotation, cellular component: membrane. The record is from RefSeq and is a predicted model, not a curated record.